AAAACCCAAAAAAAAAAAAAAAAGAGGUACCAAUUUUGUAGAGUUGUUCUUGUUUGAGUUUUACGAGUAGGGUUGAACUAAUCUUCAAAACCUCAAUUCCCUUUACCAUGUUACUGAAAGAAAAUGCUGCUACCACAUAGAUGCUGAGUUGAAUCCCCUCAAUUUAACGUACGCAUUUCCUUUGUCCUCUUAGCAUCAUCGGAUUCUUCAAGGUGCCGGUUUCCACCUGGCCCGCGCGCAGGCAUAAAAUUCAAGCAAAAUGUCUCCAAGGUGGAGCAGAAUUUUCAGCCAUAUUAGCAGGAUUAGUAAUCUGCAAAGGAGUUCUGAAUUGGUGCGGGGGGAUUUAUCUGUUUUUCCGUUGCGGAACUAUGCUAAGGUUGCGGCUGCUGUGGAGCCAAAUUUUAAAAGUGAUACUAAUAAACCAGAGGUGAAUCUUAACAAGAUGUUUUGGUCCAAGCCAUGUUCAUUGGCAUUAGCAACUGAUUCGCCAAAUAGAAUUGAAGACCCACAAUAUGAAGGCGUCAAACGAUUUAUCCUAAAGUUGAUGCUAUUCUACAGCAAGCAGAGCCAGUUCAUCCGUUGGGCCAAUGCUAUUUACCACCGUGUAAUAUACCAAGUUGAUAGACCUGCUAUAUAUGAUGUGUUUAGCUUGGAGCAGACAUUUAAAACAACAUUUUCCUUGCUUGUACUCCACAUGUGGCUUUGCCUACGUCGUUUAAAGGAAGAGGGCAAGGAAGGUGUUGAGCUGGGGCAAUACUUAUAUGAGAUAUAUAAUCAUGACCUGGAAUUGAGGGUGUCUAAGGCUGGGGUAAAUUUACUGCUAUCUAAAUGGAUGAAAGAAUUGGAGAAGAUUUUUUAUGGAAAUAUUGUUGCUUAUGAUGCGGCCAUGGGGAAACAGGAUGACCUUCAAAAUGUCAUUUGGAGGAAUGUAUUCUCUGAUGAUGGUGCAUCAAAACCAAGUGAAGGUGCCUUACUUCCAGUCCAGGCACUGACAAGGUAUAUUCGUCGGGAAGCAAGUUGUCUGUCAUUAACAGAUAAAGAAGCCAUAUUUUCAGGCAACUUCAUGUUCACAUCAUUGGAGGAUACAGGUCCUGAUACGCCAAAAAAGUAGCGACAAAGUGCAAUUCCAAGGAUGAUAUAGUAAUGAUUAUCAAAUACGCCUCAAUUUCCGUCAUUAGUGUCCGUUGUCUUUAACAAUGAUACAAUAUAAGAGGAUCUCAAUAAUGCGUUUUCCCUCGAAUGAAUGUCAACCCAGGUGAAUCUUGGAAAUGCUUUUAGCAGUUAGAGAUAAUUAUGUGAUUAGAUACAUUUUAUUAUCAGUUAUGUGAUGGACAUUGACUAAGUCUAUUUCAUAAUAGAGUUGAAAUGGUUUGUAA
Molecule: messenger RNA, 1376 nt
Organism: Sesamum indicum (sesame)
Lineage: Eukaryota; Viridiplantae; Streptophyta; Magnoliopsida; Lamiales; Pedaliaceae
Biological process (GO): mitochondrial respiratory chain complex III assembly
Cellular component (GO): mitochondrion
Source: RefSeq, a predicted model, not a curated record